CCAGGGCCCCGGGGUGGCGUCCAGGCUCCGGCCGGGUUCUUGCUGCAGCCUCCGCUCCCGACCUGACCCCGCCCUGACUUCGCCGCCGCCAUGGGGAAGAAGCACAAGAAGCACAAGACCGAGUGGCGCUCGUCGUACGAGGAUUACACAGACAAGCCGUUGGAGAAGCCUCUGAAGCUGGUUCUCAAGGUUGGAGGAAGUGAAGUGACUGAACUCUCGGGCUCUGGCCAUGACUCCAGUUACUAUGACGAUAGGUCGGACCAUGAGCGAGAGAGACACAAAGAAAAGAAAAAGAAAAAGAAAAAAAAGUCAGAGAAGGAGAAACAUCUUGAUGAUGAAGAAAGGAGGAAGCGAAAGGAAGAGAAGAAGCGGAAGCGGGAAAAGGAGCACUGUGACACGGAGGGAGAAGCUGAUGACUUUGACCCUGGGAAGAAGGUAGAGGUGGAGCCGCCCCCCGAUCGGCCCGUCAGAGCGUGCCGGACACAGCCAGCUGAAAACGAGAGCACGCCUAUUCAGCAACUACUAGAGCAUUUCCUCCGCCAGCUCCAGAGAAAAGAUCCUCAUGGAUUUUUUGCUUUUCCUGUCACGGAUGCAAUUGCUCCUGGAUACUCGAUGAUAAUAAAACAUCCAAUGGAUUUUGGCACAAUGAAAGACAAAAUUGUAGCUAAUGAGUACAAGUCAGUUACGGAAUUUAAGGCAGAUUUCAAACUGAUGUGUGAUAAUGCAAUGACAUACAACAGACCAGACACUGUGUACUACAAGUUAGCGAAGAAGAUCCUUCACGCAGGCUUUAAGAUGAUGAGCAAACAGGCAGCUCUUUUGGGCAACGAAGAUACAGCUGUUGAGGAACCUGUUCCUGAAGUUGUACCUGUACAAGUAGAAACUGCCAAGAAAUCCAAAAGGCCGAGUAGAGAAGUCAUCAGCUGCAUGUUUGAGCCAGAAGGAAAUGCUUGCAGCCUGACCGACAGCACGGCAGAAGAGCACGUGCUGGCCUUGGUGGAGCAUGCGGCCGACGAGGCUCGGGACAGGAUCAACCGACUCCUCCCAGGCGGCAAGAUGGGCUACCUGAAGAAGAACGGAGACGGGAGCCUGCUCUACAGUGUGGUCAACGUGGCCGAGCUGGAUGCCGACGAGGAGGAGACCCACCCGGUGGACCUGAGCUCGCUCUCCAGCAAGCUGCUCCCCGGCUUCACCACGCUGGGCUUCAAAGACGAGAGGAGGAGCAGAGUCACAUUUCUCUCAAGUGCCAGCACUGCACUUUCAAUGCACAAUAAUUCAGUAUUUGGUGAGUUGAAAUCGGAUGAAACGGAGCUGCUCUAUUCUGCCUACGGAGAUGAGACAGGUGUGCAGUGUGCACUGAGCCUGCAGGAGUUUGUGAAGGAUGCUGGGAGCUACAGCAAGAAGAUGGUGGACGGCCUCCUGGACCAGAUCACAGGCGGGGACCACUCGCGGAUGCUCCUCCAGCUGAGGCAGAGGAGAAAGGUUCCAAUGAAGCCUCCAGAUGAGGUAAAGGCUGGGGACUCGCUGGGAGACGGUGGCUCUGUUCUGGAUUUCAUGUCGUUGAAGCCGUACUCGGACGUCUCUCUGGACAUCUCCAUGCUCGGCUCUCUGGGGAAGGUGAAGAAGGAGCUGGACCAUGACGACAGCCACCUGAACUUGGACGAGACGACGAAGCUCUUACAGGACCUGCACGAGGCGCAGGCGGAGCGCGGGGGCUCCCGGCCGUCCUCCAACCUCAGCUCCCUGUCCAACGCCUCCGACAGGGAGCAGCACCACCUGGGAAGCCCUUCUCACCUCAGUGUCGGAGAGCAGGCGGAGGUGACCCAUGACCCGUAUGAAUUUCUUCAGUCUCCAGAACCUGCAGCCUCUACAAAAAGCUAGCCUUUGUAGAUAGUCUUAGAUUGUUUUUUAUUUUUCAAGUUUUUAUUUGUAUGUACAGAGUUUUUGUCGUGAGACAAAGACUUUCAUUUUGUCCCCUUUGGCAUGCUGGGAGCAGCCCGGGGAGGUGGGGUAUUGUCUCUGGUAUCAUGUCAGCCGCACAGGGAUCAGUGUUCCUGUAGAUAGCCCCCUGAAUCCUGAAUGGUGGAAAUCACACAUAAAGGAUGUGACCAGAUCCUGUCAAGCUGGUGUGGUGUGUCUCUGAG
Messenger RNA from Ceratotherium simum simum (southern white rhinoceros), 2144 nucleotides. It is a transcript of the gene BRD9, whose product is annotated as bromodomain containing 9. Lineage: Eukaryota; Metazoa; Chordata; Mammalia; Perissodactyla; Rhinocerotidae. Gene Ontology annotation, biological process: regulation of transcription by RNA polymerase II. The record is from RefSeq and is a predicted model, not a curated record. Gene Ontology annotation, cellular component: nucleus.